Molecule: messenger RNA, 525 nt
Organism: Penicillium cataractarum
Lineage: Eukaryota; Fungi; Ascomycota; Eurotiomycetes; Eurotiales; Aspergillaceae
Product: 2,4'-dihydroxyacetophenone dioxygenase family protein
Exons: 1
Coding region: 1-525 (174 amino acids)
Source: RefSeq, a predicted model, not a curated record
AUGGAGAAGGGCGAUCUCUCCAACGCACCCUAUCGGGGCCCUAAGCUGCCAAAAGUCCCCGAAGAUUUAGUGGUCACCGAUGUUCUCAACUUGGAAUGCGACGAACGACUCUGGGUUCCCCAGGCCAAGGACGUGUGGUUCCGCCCGCUGUGCUUCAAUGUGUCGCACGGCUAUUUCGUGAACAUCCUGCGCGUUAGGAAGAGCGGCAUUUUAUCGCGCCACCGACACACGGGACCUGUUCACGCCACAGUGCUACGCGGCCGGUGGCACUACCUUGAGCACCCUUGGUGGGCUGAGGAGGGCGGAUACGCCUUCGAGCCCCCUGGAGACAUUCAUACCUUGGAGGUACCCGACGGAGUUCAAGAAAUGGUCACAUUGUUCCAUGUGACGGGCGCAUAUAUCUACGUGGAUGUGGACGGCAAGGCGUUGGGGAUUGAGGAUGUUUUCAGCAAGCUAGAGGCGGCCAGAAAGCAUUAUGAAGAGGUCGGUCUGGGCGCGGACUUUGCAGAUCAGUUUGUGCGGUAG